AUGCCAGAGAACGCAGAAGCAGAAAGCGCUGAGGCAAACGACUCCAAAGAGGACCAGACUCCCCAUGAGUCAGUGCCAAUAAUACUCCCUGAGCGACCGUUGAGAUCUGCUCGUGUUGACGGCGAUGGGGAUGACAACACUGAAUCGGAUGAAGAGGAAGUUGAGGGGCCCUCUGAGCCGAAGGAUGCUGUUCAGCGACGAAGACAGCAGAAUGCCAAGUUCCAAGAAUUGCUCUGCCGACUAGCUACUACCGAGAACGUCACGAAUAUUAGAUCGAGUUCUACAGAUUUCCCUCGGACUUCCAUCUCUACUACGGAUUUGACUGCAAGCAAAGAAGCCAACAAUGGGGCUCUUGAUCCGAGAGAGUACCAGAUAGAACUUUUUGAAAAAGCCAAAGCACAAAAUACCAUCGCCGUGCUCGAUACAGGUUCGGGAAAAACGCUGAUCGCAGUCUUGUUGAUCAAACAUAUCAUGCAUAACGAACUAAUUGAUCGGGCUGAUGGAAAACCUCACCGCAUCUCCUUCUUUCUGGUUAAUAGUGUCACACUUGCGUUCCAGCAAGCCACAGUGUUGCGCAAUAAUCUAGAUCAACAGGUUGCCCAUUUAUAUGGGGCCAUGGGCACUGACCAUUGGAAUGAACAAACCUGGCGCGAGCAUUUCAAGAACAAUAUGGUGAUAGUCUGUACCGCGGAGAUAUUGAACCAGUGUCUACUGAAUGCAUUUUUCAAAAUUGAGCAGAUCAAUCUGCUUGUUUUUGAUGAAGCACAUCAUACGAAAAAGGAACAUGCGUACGCGCGCAUUAUCAGAGAUUCAUACCUCAAAACCCCCAUCGCCAAUCGCCCAAGAAUCUUCGGAAUGACUGCAUCGCCGAUCGACACUAAAGGUGACAUCAUAGCGGAAGCGAUGAGGCUUGAAACGCUACUGGACAGCAAGAUCGCUACAACUUCGAAGCUCACUCUGAUGCGACAGGUUGUGAGCCGCCCCAUUGAGAUAACAUGGGAGUAUGACCGCCUUGGGUUGCCGUUUCAGACCGAUCUACAUAAGCUCGUUGAAAGUCGUUUUGGCGACGUUGCUUCUCUCGAGCCUAUUUUGAGAUUUUCUUUACAGGCAAGUUCCGAGUUAGGCAUCUGGUGCGCUGACCGGGUUUGGCAACACGCUCUCUCGGAUGAAACCCUGCCCAGGCUCGAGGGCAAGAUAAAAGUAGCCCAAGGCGAUGCAUUUUCUGAAAAGCUGGAGAGAGAGAUAUCCCGAGUUAGAGAAGCCCAAGAUCUUAUCAAAAAGCAUGGAUCCAGUGAUCUUCGAAGCGUCAGUGAUUUAAGUCCCAAGGUACAGGUCCUUCAGAAUCAACUUGGACAUCAUUUCAGUCAAAAGAGAGAAACCAAGUGCAUAAUUUUUACACAAAGGCGCUACACGGCCAGGAUCCUUUUCGAGCUAUUUUCGGUCCUGGAUAUGCCCCAUCUUCGGCCUGGACUGCUCAUCGGCAUUCGAGCCAGUGACAUUGGUGGGAUGAACAUAACCUUCCGUCAACAGUUCCUUGCUUUGAUGAAAUUCAGAGACGGAGAUAUCAAUUGCCUGUUUGCUACUUCAGUAGCCGAGGAGGGAUUGGAUAUUCCAGACUGUAAUCUAGUCGUAAGAUUCGAUCUAUAUGAUACGUUGAUACAAUAUGUGCAAAGUCGAGGCCGUGCCAGACGUUCAGAUUCCACGUAUGUGAACAUGGUGGAAAAGAACAAUACAGAUCAUGAGAGACGACUAGCUGAAGCUCGGGACUCCGAAAAAGCAAUGCGGAGAUUUUGCGAGACACUCCCAGAAGACCGUAUUCUCCUCGGAAAUGACGACCUGCACUCAGUUCUUCAAAAACACGAAGGACAGAGGAUUUUCACCGUCAAGACAACAGGCGCAAAGCUGACAUACUAUUCAGCUAUAACAGUGCUUUCACGCUACGCCAGCUCUCUACAAUAUGAAAACGAUUUGACGGCCCAAGUCAUGUACGUGGUGCUUCCCGCUUGUAACGCAUAUACUUGCGAGGUUAUCCUACCAGAGAAAUCUCCUGUUAGAGGACUCACUGGCUCCCCGGCCUUGAAGAGGUGCACUGCAAAACAAGCAGCCGCAUUUGACACCUGCCUUCUACUCCGAAAACACCAGUUGCUUGAUGAUAAUUUCAAUUCAAUUUAUCGCAAGCGUUUACCUCUGAUGAGAAACGCAAAGCUGGCUAUUACUUCCAAGCGGGCAAACAUGUAUGAUAUGUUGCCGAAGUCAUCGUUUUGGAACAACAAACAAGACGUGCUUCCGGAUGUGCUUUUUGGAACAGUUAUCACGCUCAAUCCUUCCAAGAGACUUAGUCGAAACCACCGAUCCAUCAUCUUGUUGACUCGGGAGAGGCUGCCAGAGUUCCCGCCUUUCCCAAUUUUCCUUGAUGCUGAUGUAGAGACUAUAGUUGUCUCAUUUCCUCUUGGAAAAUCUCUACUAUUUUCCGCGGAGGAUCUGAACCAUCUUACAGAGUUUACCUUUCGCGUGUUCCAUGAUGUGUUUCACAAAGUUUAUGAUCAAGAACCCGAGAAACUGCCUUACUGGCUUGCGCCGGCAAAUUCGCAAGCCACAUUCCAAAAGGACGAGCAUCCGAGAAAUCUAGUUGAUUGGGAAAUAUUAUCUUUUGUGCAAAGCUUUGACAAAAACUAUGUCCUCCAAAGCAAUGACUCGUCUAUGUUAGAUCGAUUCGUCUUUGACCCGUGGGACGGCAGAUACCGCUAUUUUACCACAGCGGUUGAACGUGGGUUGAAACCUUCCAGUGCGCCACCGCCAUACAUACCACGCCGCAGACACAUGGAGAAUAUCAUGGGAUACUGCUUGAGUCUUUCCAAGAACGGGAGAGCUAGGUUCUUCUCGAAAUGUGAUUGGAACCAACCUGUCUAUCAAGCAGAGCUUGUGCGUCUUCGGAGAAACCUCCUGGACAAAAUGACGGACAAAGAGAAAAUGACAGAAACACGCUGUGCCAUUUGCAUAGAGCCUUUGAAAGUCUCUGCGAUUCCAGCGGCGUUGGCUUCGACAUUUCUUGCAUUCCCCGCGAUAAUAAGCAGGUUUGAUUCCUACCUGGUUGCUCUUCAGGGUUGUGACAUGCUUGAACUGGUUGUGAAGCCAGAAUAUGCCCUGGAAGCCUUCACGAAAGACUCCGAUAAUACAGACGAACACAGGGCGCAGCAGAUUCACGCCCAAAGAGGAAUGGGAAAAAAUUAUGAGCGUCUAGAGUUCCUAGGCGACUGUUUCCUCAAAAUGGCCACUUCCAUAUCACUCUACGCCCAGAAUCCUGACGAUGACGAAUAUGAUUAUCAUGUGAGCCGGAUGUGUUUGAUUUGUAAUAAGAAUCUCUUCAACUCAGCAUUGAAAAACGAGCUGUACAAAUACAUUCGCAGUCGAGGCUUCUCAAGACAUGCAUGGUACCCCGACGGCCUAACCCUCUUGCGAGGCAAAGACCAUAGCAAAAAAGCGCUGAGCGAACAGAAGCAUGCCCUGGGAGAGAAGACAAUUGCGGACGUUUGUGAAGCGGUGAUAGGGGCAUCAUUGCUCUGUGGGGGCCCCGACCAUCGGUUCGACAUGGCCGUUAAAGCCGUCAGUGCACUUGUCAACAGUCCAGACCACAAUGCUUCGUGCUGGGAGGACUACCUUUCCCGUUACAACAUACCCCCAUAUCAGACUCAGGAGCCCGAUGGUUUUGAGAUAGACCUCUGCCAGAAGAUUGAGAAGAAACUGGGAUAUCGGUUUAAAUAUCCUCGGUUAUUGCAUUCAGCGUUCACACAUGCCUCCUGGCCACGGGCUUGGAGUAGAGUCCCAUCCUACCAGCGACUUGAGUUCCUCGGUGAUUCGCUCCUCGACAUGGUUUGUGUAGAGGAUCUAUUCCACAGGUUUCCGGACAGAGAUCCCCAAUGGCUCACAGAGCACAAGAUGGCCAUGGUCUCAAACAAGUUCCUUGGAGCUCUAGCAGUGAAGCUAGAGCUGCACAAACACUUGAAAUACUUCAGUAACCCGCUGCAAAACCAGAUAAUGCAUUAUGUCGAACAAGUUCAAGCCGCGGAAGCAGAGAGUGAAGGCGUUGUUGAUUAUUGGGCUACCACCAAAGACCCGCCCAAGUGCCUGUCAGAUAUGGUGGAGUCUUAUCUAGGGUCGAUAUUUGUUGACUCCAACUUCCACUUCGAAGUCGUAGAAGCAUUCUUCCACCGUCACGUAAAGCCGUAUUUCCUUGACAUGGCAAUAUAUGACACCUUUGCCAACAAACACCCGACGACAUUCCUGCAAAAGAAGCUAGACAACGAAUACGGCUGCACCAGUUAUUGUUUCAAAUCAGGGGAGAUCCCAGUCGGGGAUGGCGGCCCAGCCUGUAUCUUAACUGCGAUCAUUGUGCAUGACUUUAUCCUAUCCGAGGCUACAGCAACUUCGACUCGCCAUGCAAAAGUCAAAGCGAGUGAGAAAGCGUUGGCUCAGCUGGAGGGUAUUUCCUCGUCAGAGUUUCGCACCAACUACCAUUGUGAUUGUCGAGAGACAGGUACCUGCGACACUAAUGACAUUGGGACUGCGAUCUAA
Messenger RNA from Aspergillus candidus, 4572 nucleotides. RefSeq names its product putative RNA helicase/RNAse III. NCBI's taxonomy places the organism in Eukaryota, Fungi, Ascomycota, Eurotiomycetes, Eurotiales, Aspergillaceae. Gene Ontology annotation, molecular function: RNA binding; DNA binding; ribonuclease III activity. The coding region runs from base 1 to 4572 and encodes 1523 amino acids. Gene Ontology annotation, biological process: siRNA processing. The record is from RefSeq and is a predicted model, not a curated record. The transcript has 16 exons. Gene Ontology annotation, cellular component: nucleus; cytoplasm; RISC complex.